Molecule: messenger RNA, 3844 nt
Organism: Phasianus colchicus (ring-necked pheasant)
Lineage: Eukaryota; Metazoa; Chordata; Aves; Galliformes; Phasianidae
Gene: ITPRIP
Product: inositol 1,4,5-trisphosphate receptor interacting protein
Cellular component (GO): membrane
Molecular function (GO): protein kinase inhibitor activity
Source: RefSeq, a predicted model, not a curated record
AAAUCUGGUGCAUGCAAUCUAGUGCAAAAAGUGUUUAAAUCUCUAGUGCAUUGCUCAUCUGUUAUAUCCCAGGAAAAUUUAGAUGAAUAUAAAUCACAGCCCUCCAACCUAUAGUGAUUUGUAUGUUCAAUGUAUGUUAUACAUAUAUAUAUACACACACAUGUGUGGUCAGAAUUGGUAAUUACUAUCUUAUCAGGCUUUCUGCAGGUGGUAUUUAAUAGAUGUUUUCUCUUGGCUUAGGUGAUAGAUAUUUGCAAUCUUGGAGCAGGAUCUGCUUUCUCUCCUGCUGCUGCUGCAUAGUUCCCAGGGGAAAUAAAUGCUGCUCUGAGACAGGCCAGGUCCUGCAGCAAAAGUGGGAAGAUGCUACACUGCUCCUGUGAGAGAUGAUUUUCUUACAGCAUAGCAUAAUGGGAAAGGAAUGUGCUACCAACACCCGGGUUGCAAACAGACUUGAAUAAAUUUGAUUCAGAUACUGAGGAAACCAUAACCAUCCACACAAAUUUACAAACACAAACCCUUUGAAUAACAUUAGAACUGUUCAUUAGUUCUGCAAGGACUUCAGGAAACUCAAAGAAGCCAACUUAACAGCCUGUUACAACUUGGAAAGCAGCUGCCUUCUGUACAAAGCUGUGCCUUGCAUUUGAUAUGCAGAGGCAACAGUGACUCCCACUACAUGCAGCCCUUCUGCCAACUGAGCUUAGAAAAUCGAGGCAGCAGUGCAGGAGAACAGGCAACAACCGUCCCAAUGUAAGAGUCACUGCAAUGCUGUGGGAAGAGGAAGGGUACGGUAAAGUUCCCACAACUCAGACAGGCGUUACUAAGCGCUGUUGCUCAAACCUGUUUCCCUUGGGCUGUGAUAGGAGUUGAGCAAACUCGCUAGGUCUGUAAGGAGCCAUUUAAGCACAGCAGUGCUUUAGCGGGGUAGUGCUGGAAACCACCUUCUUAAAAUCCGUGACGGUGGCCUUUCUCUGUUAUUGGCUAAAUGAAGGGGGCUGUUCCCCAGCUCCCCACCCCUCCAAGGUAGCACUUCGGGCAGACAGAUGCACGAUGUCCUAUUUGUGCCAGCUUUGAGCCGUGCCGACAACACAGCAGCCCCACGAUCCUCUCGUUCCGCUCCGUCAGAGCCGGGAGGAAGCGAGGUCGCCGCUCUGCACACCCGGCGCGACCACCAGGAGGUCACAACACAUCCGAGAAGCAAAAUGAACACAUUUCCUUUCCGUCCCCGGUGCCCUCAGCACAAAACCAUUCGAGAACCGGCGGGGAGCUCAGGGAGCAAAGUGUGGCUUUGCGGGAGGACGGCGCGGCUCCUAGGGCUGGCAGGGCUGCCUUGAACGAGGGGAAGGAGGGGAAAAAAAAAAAAAAAAAAAAAAGAGAGAAAGAAAACCCGCUCCGGACAGGCUGGGCGGGUCCCCCUGCACCGCAACGCACCUCAGCGAGCGGGGAACGGCCGCGGGGCACGGCGAGGGCUGCCCUGGCACGGUUCGACUUCCUGGCUGUGCUUUAGCAGUGAGUGACUGAACAGAGUCUUCUCUGCAUUGUCGUGAUCAUAGUAAUGUGAACUUUAACGAGCACCUGCAAAAUUGUGUAGCAGUGAAGGAACUGCCAUGCCCGUGGGAAUCUUCCGAGUGUGCCUAGUGGUGAUUACAGCUAUUGUCAACCACCCACUCCUCUUCCCUAAAGAGAAUGGCACUGUCCUCGAGAAUACAGAAGAAAUCAUCCAGAAGAUGAAGGAGCGGGAGGAGAUCCUUCGGCUAGAGAAGUUGCGCUUGGAACAGGAAAUUGAAGGUCAGGAAGCUGCACAGAAGGUUCUGGAAAAAGCAGCAAAAGUAGUGGAGGAUGUCAAAGAGGAAAAGGUCCAAUGGGAUAUGUGGACUGCUCUUUCCAUGGUCAUCUUCCUAUUGAUCGAGCUCUGGAGGCAGGAUUUCCAGGAGGGGAAUUGGCAGGACACGGGAGCAGACGAGGAUGAUAUGGCUGUCCUGGGGAAAGCAUUUAAAGGGGUGGCCUUCCCUGACAAGGCCAUCUUAGCCAGCUUCUAUGAGAAGCGUAUCCUGGGUACCACUGGAGACAUGGCCAGGAUGCGGGAGAUGGUGGAAGGCUUUGCAGAUGACCUGCUGGAGGCCUUGAGGAGUGUUUGUAACCGGGAUGCUGACAUGGAAGUGGAGGACUGCAUGGGUGUGGGAAGCAUGUAUGAGAACUGGAGAGUGCGUAAACCUUUUGUCUGCGAUCUGAUUGUGCCUUUUGCACCCCCAGAGCCAUAUUGUUUCCGAUCUCAGAUAUGGUGCUCUGGCGAUUCUUUUCCCCCAGAUGAACAAGGAUAUGGCACUAUCAAGGUAUGCAGGGCAGAUGAGGAUGAGACAGGUUGCAUCUGUGACAAGACUAAACUAGGAGAAGAUAUGCUGUGCCUCCUCCAUAGCCAAGGCAAUGCUACCAGACGCAGCAGUGAAAUGGAAGACCUCUUGUGCUUCAAAAAUACGCAGUAUCUCGAUGCUGACCAAGUCAUGAAGUGGUUCCAGAUUGCAGUCACCAAGGCCUGGAACAAAAUUUCCCACAAGUAUGAAUUUGACCUGUCUUUUAGCCUCUUGGACUCCCCAGGAGCCCUGAAGAUAAAAUUUAAAUCGGGGAAAUCAGUUGCCUUCAACCUCACCCCUGUGGUGCAGUACGAGAACUCUGAUGUUUACUUCAUCUCUCAUUUCCCUCGGAACUGCCUGGCAGCAGACCUCCCUUCCAGCACUCACUGGUUUCUCACCUUUGCAGUGUAUGAGAGGAGGUUCAUCCAGAUGAUCUCCAAAAUGCUGCCUGCCAAUGCCUGCCAUGUCAGCUGCCUUCAGAUCCUCUCCUUCCUCCAUGGGAAGCAGUGCAGCCUCACAGGUCCAAGUGGGCUCACCAACUACCACCUGAAGACAGUGUUGCUGCAUCUGCUACAGACACGUCCAAGUCAGGACUGGGCCCCAGAGAAGCUGGAGGCCCGUCUACAGGACAUGUUGAAAUUCCUGGAGAAAUGUCUACAUGAGAAGAAGCUCUACCACUUCUUCAUUGGCAAUGGGAAGGUACCAGCAGAGCUGGGCUUCCCCAUCAUAUUCCAGAGGGCUGAGCCUCUCAACCUUUUCCGUCCCUUUGUUCUACACAGGGAUGUUUACAGAAAGACAAUUGACACAUUCCACGAGAUGCUCAGGAACACAUCUGCACUGAUAAGCGAGUACAUGGUGCACAUUCCCCAUGUACACACCAAUGGGAUCCAAAAGGAAUCUGUUUAACCAAAGCCAGCAGAAAAACACUUGUUCCUCUAAGCACAAAUCCAGAGUGCAGCUUUCCGAAGCCUUAUGGAGACAACUGACUUUGCCAGCGCAGCUUGUUGUCUGCAGCUAAACCAUGUCUGUGUCAUGGUUUCUGCAGUAAGGAAGAAGGGAUGGGGGGAGAAUAGAGAGAAAUGGGAAGAGAUGGUAUAAACGUAAGUUUCAGUUCCACAGUUGGGCUGGCUGGGUUUUAUGCAGCUAAGAAUAUAUUUUCUACUGUGCCUCAGUCAUGCUACAGUGGUGAUGAGCAAUGAACAUGGCUAAUUUAUUCUGGUGCCUUCAAAACGGUGGCAGUCUGCUUGCAGACAGGACAGCAGGAGCUCUGAGACCUAUGGGAGGUGCAACAUGAGCCUCAGCUGGAAAGGAGAGUCACUACUGAGGUCAUGCACAGUUCUAGACUGGAUGGAGAUCUUUAAAUCCAGCACAACUCUUUAAUUGAAAGGGAACAGUGGGUUUAAAAAGUGCAUUUUGAUAGGACUUGCAGCACUAAUUUAAACAGUCCUGUCCAUCAAACACACUCCUGAGCUACAGGUAUUUUUUCCCUUGAAAGA